Messenger RNA from Anopheles coustani, 618 nucleotides. RefSeq names its product protein lin-28 homolog (gene lin-28). The record is from RefSeq and is a predicted model, not a curated record. NCBI's taxonomy places the organism in Eukaryota, Metazoa, Arthropoda, Insecta, Diptera, Culicidae. Bases 1 to 618 code for a protein of 205 amino acids. The transcript has 6 exons. Gene Ontology annotation, molecular function: zinc ion binding; nucleic acid binding.
AUGGCGGAUACUUCGGAGACGCAGGAAACGCUGGUCCAGGAUCACGAAGAUGCGUCAAAGGGCGACGGCAAGGGUUCACCGAAAAAGGAUCUAUUUCACGCCGGGUUGGACCGUUUUCCUACGACCGAUGGCGAUUCGUACCCGGUGGCGGGACACGUUGGCCCACGGCGAGGACGAUGCAAAUGGUUCAACGUGGUCAAAGGCUGGGGCUUUAUCACACCGGACGACGGCGGCCAGGAGGUGUUCGUCCAUCAGAGUGUCAUCCAGAUGGGUGGCUUUCGGUCGCUGGGUGAAAAUGAGGAGGUCGAGUUCGAGUCCAAAGUGACGUCGAAAGGAUACGAGGCGACCAGCGUUUAUGGACCAUCGCGGGCCGAAUGCAAAGGGAGCGACUUCCGGCCGUACAGUAAAAAGCGAAAGUUUCGCAAAGUGAGAUGCUACAAUUGCGGUGAAUUUGCAAACCAUAUUGCCUCCAAGUGUGCGCUAGGACCGCUGCCCAAGCGAUGUCAUCACUGCCGAAGUGAGGACCAUCUGAUUGCCGACUGCCCAACGAAGCCACCGCCGCAGGAUAAAACAUCGCUCGAAGCGCAACCGGAAACCGACAGAGGGCACAACCGAUGA